Parastagonospora nodorum SN15 is the source of this 1518-nucleotide messenger RNA. RefSeq lists its product as hypothetical. NCBI's taxonomy places the organism in Eukaryota, Fungi, Ascomycota, Dothideomycetes, Pleosporales, Phaeosphaeriaceae. The transcript has 4 exons. Gene Ontology annotation, molecular function: oxidoreductase activity, acting on CH-OH group of donors; flavin adenine dinucleotide binding. Gene Ontology annotation, biological process: secondary metabolite biosynthetic process. The coding region runs from base 1 to 1518 and encodes 505 amino acids. The record is from RefSeq and is a predicted model, not a curated record.
AUGCUUGCUACUGACUUGAGUUCCAGCGACAACAAGGAAGACUUUGUUACUAUCCCAGGCCUUGCUGGUGGUGCAAUCGGAACAAAGUAUGAUUGGAACACAUCCUACGCCGCCGGUGCCGGCGUUGGAGGUCGCGUGGUCUCGAUCCCGCAAGGAAAAGUCGUCGGUGGAUCUACAAAACUCAACCGUAUGGUCUUCGACCGUGGCUCCAAGUCUGAUUACGAUGGCUGGGAAACUUUGGGAAACAAAGAGAACCUGAUCACCGCUACAAAGGCGCUCGGCAUACCUAUUAACGAUCAGGGAACUGGGCAGGCUAUCGGCGGGUACUUCUGCCCAAAGAACAUGGAUCCUAAAGAACUUGUUCGCUCUUCUGCAAGGGAGGCGUAUUAUGACUCGGCUGUCCAACGACCAAACUUCCACCUCCUCGCGAACAACCAGGUCUCGCGAAUUGUCACGUCGAAGGCCAAUGGCGCCGUCAAAGUCACAGGCAUUGAAUAUGCGAGCUCGUCAACAGCCGAACGAAAGACCGUUAAAGUUAAGAGAGAAGCCGUCCUUGCCGCAGGAACUCUGCACUCUCCCCAGCUACUACAAGUUUCUGGCAUCGGCGAUGCUAAACUCCUGAAUACGAUCAACGUGACCACCGUGGUGGACCUUCCAGGUGUUGGACACAACCUACACGAUCAUCUCUCUGUAGCCGUUGUCAACCUCGUCACCACCACCGAGGCCACAAGCAGUUUGAUAACUUCAAACGCCACCUUCGCAGCUGAAGCCAGGCGCCAAUACGACACCGAGAAGAAGGGUCCUCUGACCUCCCCAACGGGCGAUUUCCUCCUCUUCCUGCCCCUAUCAACAUACUCCAACUCCUCCAGCGCCGUCGCAGCCCAGGCCGCCGCCGGCUCCGCUUCUCUCUCCCUACCCUCCGACGUCCCAGCCUGCGUCGCAAAGGGCUACGAAAAGGCCUACGCCUCGCUGAACCAAAAACUCACCUCCAAAGACGCAGCCUUCCUCGAAAUCAUCUGGGCCGACGGCGUCGUCGUCCUCGGUCUCCAGCACCCAUACUCCCGCGGAAGCGUCAAAGCCUCGUCGUCCAACAUCUUCGACGCUCCCGUUGCCGACGCCGGCUUCCUGCGCAACCCGCUCGACGUCACGCUCCUGCGAGAAGGCGUGCAUUUCGCCCGCAAGUUCGCCCAGGCACCUGGCAUUGCCGAGUUGGCGCCUGUCGAGGUAGCGCCAGGCGCGAAUGUUACGAGCAACGCGGAUAUUGAUGCGUUCAUCAAGGGCAGCGCGUCGACUUUGUACCAUCCUGCGGGAAGCUGUAAGAUGGGACCGAGGGAGGAAGGUGGUGUUGUCAAUGGCGAGCUGAAAGUGUAUGGAGUCGAGGGAUUGAGGAUUGUGGAUGCGAGUGUUAUGCCGAUUUUGCCGGCGUCGCAUACUAUGACGACAGUGUAUGCGGUUGCGGAGAAGGCCGCGGAUAUUAUUCGUGGGGCUGGCAAGGCAGGGAAGUCUGGGAGGUAUUGA